Puccinia graminis f. sp. tritici CRL 75-36-700-3 is the source of this 2188-nucleotide messenger RNA. RefSeq lists its product as uncharacterized. The record is from RefSeq and is a predicted model, not a curated record. Lineage: Eukaryota; Fungi; Basidiomycota; Pucciniomycetes; Pucciniales; Pucciniaceae. Bases 127 to 2016 code for a protein of 629 amino acids. The transcript is spliced from 5 exons.
GACCAAGAACGCUUCAAUUUUUUCCUCGGUUUGAUCACCCUGCCCCUAUCUAUUAUCCACCCAGUCCACUGGCCUAUCCCUAUCCUUAUAUAUCGAUUGAUUUUUCACCUACCUACUUCUUACUUCAUGAAUCCCUGGGCCCCCCAAAACUCUGCAAGCACCCUCACAGCUGAGCAGCAACAGUUGGUCGAUGCAGCUGUGCGGGCUCGAACGAGUCACGUUGAGGAUUUGGUGACCCAGCUUACCGAACAGGUCAACAACUUGAAAUCCUCUGCGAAUACCGCUAGCUCCCAACCCCAAAACCAACGCAAACCAGCCAAAAAAGCCUCCGACAAACAACCCGCUGUCAAAAUCAAAGUCCGAAUGAGCGACCAAAGUUCCAGCAACCACAAGAAUUCCUCCGCAGCACCACCAAAAGCUCCGGCAAAUUUGACGCCCCAACGACCAGCUCGCGCAGCCUCAGUUCCCCUAGAAGUCGGAAAACCUAAGGCAAGCACCUCCAAGAAGUCCAAGGCCGUGAAACAGCCAUCCCCCAAACGUCACCCUCAACAAAUGCAAACGACUGAUGUUCCCUUGGAAUUUGCAUCAACGAAGAAUGCUCUGUUUGUCCACAUCAAGAUACUCUGGGGUUUAUUGAAGCAAGACUCGGUACCUCAAGCCCCUGAAUUACGAAACCUUCAAGAGUUCUACAACCGCUUCUCAAAUGGUCAAGAGGUCGAACAAGCAGCCCAGGCCUCUACAUCGCCUGCCCUCAUCAACACCGACGAAGUCCAGCUCUUCAAAGACGCCACCACAGGUUCGAUCAAAUACGGUAGAUCAGUCAUUCACCUGGGCUCCAACAACGUUCGCUAUGCUCAAGGCCUCAUGGUUCGUCUUGGGCUACGCACUUGGUGCCCUAACCUUGACGAGGAUUCUGCAUCGCUUUACAAUGCAGCCCACCGUAUUGCCGCCAUCACCACUUUUCAAGAGCUUGUCGCAGGUCAAGCCUACAAGUACAUGAAUGUCAAUGCCAAAAUGGCUUCCCAAACGUCCUACUUAAUCCAAGCCUACAACCACUUUGUGCACUUCAUCCAACACACGAAAUAUCACAAGGAAAAAAAACAAGAAGGAAAGAAUGCUCAAGAUGCCAGCAACAAGCGAGUCUCUAAAAAUCGGGAGAGACUACGAGAUGCUCGAAAGGAGUUUGCAAUCCUCAACAAAUUUCCACCGCGCUAUGUGCACAUUCUUUCGCAAAUUGGGGCUCACAGCGAUGACGAACAUGACGAAAAAGCCAACAUUUACAAGAUCAAAACCCUUCCCUAUCGCUCUAAGAAUGCCAGUAAAUUUAUUCGGGCCUUGGACAUUGUAAUGAAGAAUGCAGCCGAGCAAGAUCCAUCAUCCUACCGAAAAAGACGAGUCCGCAAGUUACCCCGACAACCUGUCAUGUCUACUUUCACCGCUGCUCCAAAAGGUCUUCCCAUCGACUUCUACGACCCAUCUUGGUACCACAAAUUAGUGCCUGCUCAACAGAAGACUAUCCCGAAUACGCAAGCGGUUGCAUUUCUUCCGGAUGCCAGUCAAUCCCUUCUACCAAAGAAGCAACGGCACCCAGACGAGAAGCUCACUGACUCCUCAUUCACCCGCAAGUACUGGGACAUAGUUGUUGAGCCAUAUGGGCUCCUCGGAGAUGAAAGCUCGGAUGAAUCGGACGACGAAGAGGAAGCUCAAGGAAUGCAGAGCGCCGCUGCAAACGAUUCCGAAGGUGAGGGUCACAACUUGGACGAUGAAAGCCCAGAUGAGUCUCCAGAUGAGUAUUUUGAGGAGGGUGAUGCUGGCGACCUGUACGACGAUGAUAUCGAAGAUGACGAGGAAGGCGAUGAUGAAGAGGAAUACAACAUCAAUGAUGAAGAUGAUGAAGAAGACGAGCAAUAUAGCGAUACUCAUGAGAAUACAGACGAUGUACACAUGAAAGAUCGAUCCCAUGGUGUUGAUGCGAGAACCCUUGCCAUCAUGGAGGAGGAGGAGGAUGGCUGGUGAGGAAGCAACAAAUAAGAAGGCCGCCCGAUCAUGUCUCUUGCCAAACCUGUUUCAAACAAAGUCGACCUCAAUUCUUAUCAACAUUAAACCGACUCAAAAAAAAUGUUAUUCCCUCUCUGAAAUUUCAAUAGCCAGCCAACUCGACUCGUAUAUUUUUUGUCCUCUUCUGAAA